AUGGGCUCAUCACAAUCAGUCGCUAGUCAGGACUUUGCUCAAUUGAAAAAUGACCUACUAUUGAGGGCUGCUAGAGGUGAAAGAGUUGAGAGGCCUCCAUGCUGGAUUAUGCGUCAGGCGGGACGUUAUCUGCCUGAAUAUCAUGAAGUCAAGAAUGGUCGUGAUUUCUUUGAGACAUGCCGUGAUGCAGAGAUCGCUUCUGAGAUCACUAUUCAGCCGGUAAGACGUUAUGCUGGUUUGCUGGAUGCUGCUAUCAUCUUCAGUGACAUCCUUGUGAUCCCCCAAGCAAUGGGUAUGAAAGUGGAGAUGGUUGAAGGUCAUGGUCCCAGCUUCCCAGAACCUUUAAGGACUGUGGAUGAUCUCGUAAAAGUCCUAGAUUAUGAAGUUGACGUCUUGAAAGAAUUGGACUGGGCAUUUAAGGCAAUUACCUUGACGAGAAAGAAACUAGACGGCCAGGUUCCUCUAUUUGGAUUCUGCGGUGGUCCAUGGACUUUGUUGGUUUACAUGACUGAAGGUGGUGGUUCCCGUUUGUUCAGAUUUGCGAAGACAUGGAUUAACGAGCAUCCCGACUGGUCACACAAGCUGCUACAAAAGAUUACAGACGUAGCAAUUGAGUUCCUUGCUCAACAAGUUGUUGCAGGUGCUCAGAUUCUUCAAGUCUUCGAGAGUUGGGGUGGUGAGCUAUCGUCCGACGACUUCGAUGAGUUCUCCCUUCCUUACUUGAAAGAAAUUGCUGCCAAGGUUCCAAAGAGACUAGCAGAAUUGGGUGUUACAGAAAACAUACCAAUGAUUGUCUUUGCUAAGGGCUCAUGGUAUGCUUUGGACAAACUUUGUGGUGCUGGCUACAACGCCGUAUCUCUGGAUUGGUUAUGGAAUCCAAAAGAGGCUACUAAGAUCAAUGACGGUCGCGUAACCCUGCAAGGUAAUUUCGACCCUGGUGCAAUAUAUGGUACCAAUGAGAAUAUCACCAAGAAAGUCGAGAAGAUGAUAAAGGGCUUUGGUGGUGGUAAGCAGCAUUAUAUUGUAAAUUUUGGUCAUGGAACGCAUCCAUUUAUGGACACCGAGAAGAUCAGAUUUUUCCUAGAAGAAUGCCACAGAAUUGGUUCUCAAAAAUAA
This is a messenger RNA of Torulaspora delbrueckii, 1116 nucleotides long. It is a transcript of the gene HEM12, whose product is annotated as uroporphyrinogen decarboxylase HEM12. Lineage: Eukaryota; Fungi; Ascomycota; Saccharomycetes; Saccharomycetales; Saccharomycetaceae. The transcript has a single exon. Gene Ontology annotation, biological process: heme biosynthetic process. The record is from RefSeq and is a predicted model, not a curated record. Gene Ontology annotation, cellular component: cytosol. Bases 1 to 1116 code for a protein of 371 amino acids. Gene Ontology annotation, molecular function: uroporphyrinogen decarboxylase activity.